AUGGCCGAUUCAACCCAACCAACAAUCGCCGAACAAGCUCAGGACGUAGCUUCCAAGCUCGCCAACACCGUCACUGAGACGCUCAACUUGGGUGACAAGUCCAAAGACAAUGUAGACAAAUCCGCCCUCCCCAUCCUCUAUAUCGACGAGAAAGCAGGAUCCGACAGUACAGGAACCGGUGCCGAACUCUCACCAUUCGCUACUCCCCUUGCGGCAUACCAAUCUCUCAACCCCUCGCCAGAGAAUGAUGCGAAUCCCACCAUCGUUGCCAACCUGAUGGUGAGGAAGGCGGAUUCUGUCGAGCGAAACGAAUGGGUCGAAAUCUCCACUUCUGCCAAGAAGAAGUUGGUGAAGAACAUUGGUGGAUGGAGGAAAUCGCAAGCCAAGUUAGCAGCUGAAGGUGACAGGUUGGCUAAAGAUAAGGCUGAUAAGGAGGAGAAGGAAAGGAAGAGGAGGGAAGAAGCUAAGAAUGUUGUUCUGGUUGAUGAUCAGUCGAAGGAAUCUAAGAAGACCAAAAUAUAUGCUGUUCCUGAAUUAGUUGGCUCAAGAGUCAGGAUUCAAGGAUGGGUACAUCGAUUCAGACCUCAAAAGACCAACUACUUCUUAGUCGUCCGGGACGGUACGGCGAUGUUACAAUGUGUCUUGACAGGAGAUUGUAUCAAGACUUUAGAUGCUUUGGAUCUGACCACGGAAAGUACGGUUGAAUUGGUCGGUACAGUUGAGAAAGUCAAGGAAGGUCAGAAAGCCCCCGGAGGUGUAGAGUUGAUGGUGGAUUACUGGAAGAUUAUCGGUAGAGCUCCUGGAGGAAUUGAUGCGUUUGAGGGAAGAUUACAACAGGAUACAGACGCCUCUAUCAGAGCGGAUCUUCGUCAUUUAGAACUCCGUGGUGAGACCGCCACCUCCGUCAUGCGAGUCCGAGCUUUGUUGUUACGAGCAUUCCGAGAUUCAUUCUACAAACGACGAAUUACCGAGGUCACUCCACCAUGUAUGGUCCAAACUUCCGUUGAGGGUGGAUCGACAUUGUUCGAAUUUGAUUAUUAUGGUGCACCAGCUUAUCUCACUCAAUCGAGUCAACUUUACCUCGAGACUGUCUUACCUUCCUUGGGAGACGUUUAUUGUAUUCAGGAGAGUUUCAGAGCCGAGAAGAGUUUGACCAGAAGACAUUUAUCUGAAUAUACCCACUUGGAAGCUGAGUUGGUGUUUAUUCAAUUCAAGGAUCUCUUGGAUCACCUUGAAGAUAUGAUCUGCGAAGUAGUCGAUACCCUCCUUACCGACCCAGUCUCAUCCGAAAUCAUCAAAACCCUCAACCCAGAAUUCCAACCCCCUUCUAGACCAUUCCUCCGUAUGGAUUACCGAGACGCGAUCAAGUACCUCAACGAGCACGGUAUUAAGAAAGAAGACGGAUCAGAUCACGUCGUAGGAGACGAUAUUGCUGAAGCUGCCGAAAGGAAAAUGACCGAUCAGAUCAACCGACCCAUAAUGCUUAUUCAUUUCCCCAAACUGCUCAAGGCAUUCUACAUGCAACCUCUCGCGUCCGCUCCUGACUUUACUGAGUCGGUCGAUGUUCUCAUGCCUAAUGUUGGAGAGGUAGUUGGUGGAUCGAUGAGAAUUACGGAUUACGAUACCCUCAUGGCUGCUUACAAACGUGAAGGUAUUCCUUCGCAACCAUACUAUUGGUUCACGGAUCAAAGGAAAUAUGGUACCACCGAACAUGGUGGUUAUGGUUUAGGUGUUGAGCGAUUCCUCGCUUGGUUACUCAACAGGUGGACUGUACGAGAAUGUUCCCUUUACCCUAGAUGGAUGGGCAGAGCUACUCCUUAG
This is a messenger RNA of Kwoniella botswanensis, 1821 nucleotides long. Its product is annotated as asparagine-tRNA ligase. Gene Ontology annotation, molecular function: asparagine-tRNA ligase activity; ATP binding; nucleic acid binding. NCBI's taxonomy places the organism in Eukaryota, Fungi, Basidiomycota, Tremellomycetes, Tremellales, Cryptococcaceae. Bases 1 to 1821 code for a protein of 606 amino acids. The transcript is spliced from 6 exons. Gene Ontology annotation, biological process: asparaginyl-tRNA aminoacylation. Gene Ontology annotation, cellular component: cytoplasm. The record is from RefSeq and is a predicted model, not a curated record.